GGGUACCUGGGUUGUAAGGUUAAUGACGUAAGAAGAUAUUGGGUUCAUAUGUGGAAAAAUUGCAUCACAGUGACUGACGAAAAGAGCUGUUUUCUUCAGAUAUUGAAUUUCGCUCAACUGGUUCUUAAGGUGUGGUUUUGACUCAACACGGUGAAAAUCUUCAAGCAGCCAUUCUGUUUCACAUCUGAAGGGAAUAAAAUCACUGACAGAGAGAAAGGCUGUGAACGCUUGAGCAGAUUGUGGAAAAAUAUUAUCACUGAUGAAGAUCAGAUACGUAUUAUCAUAUUUGGAGAAGCUACUUUGAUCUUAGUUUUAUUCCUUGGUACAAAUAAUCCCACAGCGGAUCACAUUUUUCAUGUUUCUGCAUCAGCAUACUGUCUCUCUUUAUUGAGAGUGGUAUGAUUCCCUUGCCACUGCAGAAAUAUUGAAGAAAAAGAAGGAAUGUUAUUGAAGCGGACACAUACAUAAUGUACUAGUAGAUGUGCAGUUGGUGAAGCCAGAGAAUCGGAUCCUCUUUGAUCAUAUAAAUGGGACAAUGGAUCAUGCUGAAGUGAGAGAACUGACUGGUACCUGACCACAAAACCAUGAUCCUUAUGACCUCCAAUUACCCUCUACCUAAACAACAUUGAAGCUUAUGGCUUAGGAGUCCAGAACCAUGCUGCUUUUUCCUCUCUUUACUUUGCUUUGGUUUUGCCUUGCUGCGGGCAGUGCUGAAGUGACAACGGCUGGAAGCACCACCAUCAAAGACAGUAGUACAGCACCACCUAGCAAUAACAGUGACAGUUACAGUAACAAUAACAAAGAGACCAUUGAGGAUAAUGACACCAUACAGAGAGGAACCAUCAAUGGUACCUUGAGUACCGUUAGCACAAAGCACCCUAGUACAACCACAAGCCGACCCCAACCAUCGCCCAGUGACAGCUCUGGCGUUGAUGUGAUUGAUCUCGGCCUUCUGCAUGGUACCAAUGAUCCUCAUUUUAUUGAUAUAGGUGACAGUAACGACAGCAGCCAUCAUGGGAACCAUUCUGUGCACUCCACGGAUCACCCCACACAUUCCCACGAGGGAAUUCACGUCGCCAGUUGGAACUUUGACUAUGUGAAAGCGCCUUUGGUCAUAACUCUUUUCAUUACUGUUGCAGGUUUUUGUAAAUUAGGAUUCCAUCAUGCUGAUUUCCUAUCAUCUAUAGUGCCUGAGUCUUGUCUGCUAAUUGUACUGGGGACCCUUGUGGGCGUGAUUUUAUAUUUUGCCAGGGAUGACAGCGUGUUUCCCACUCGCCUUCCACCUGAUGUCUUUUUCCUGUUCCUUCUGCCACCCAUUAUUCUGGAGUCGGCCUAUAGUCUUCAUGACCGUGUGUUCUUCCAGAAUGUUGGUACAGUGAUUCUAUAUGCUGUGGUGGGGACAGUACUCAACUGUUUCCUACUUGGUCCCACUAUCUAUGGGCUAUCCUUGGUUGGGGCACUGGGAGAGAUUGAUAUAUCCUUCACAGAGUGCCUCCUCUUCAGUUCUCUCAUAGUGGCUGUCGACCCUGUCGCUGUUCUAGCCAUUUUUGCAGAGAUUGGUGUGAACAACGUGUUGUAUAUAUUGGUAUUUGGGGAGUCGUUACUGAAUGAUGCAGUGACAGUGGUUCUUUACAACACAAUGAAGAGCUUUCUAGGAAUUCACGAGGCAGAUGUAGGACAGAUCUUCCUGGCAGUUGCAGCGUUCUUUACUGUAAGUUUAGGAGGUCUUGCCAUUGGAGUCGUGCUUGGAAUUUUAACAGCCUUUGGAACCAAGUUUACAGAGCAUGUGCGGGUUAUGGAACCAAUGACAGUCUUCACACUGGCAUACUUGUCCUAUCUGACUGCUGAGUUGUUUCAUUUCUCAGGGAUUAUAAGCAUCAUAGGCUGCGGUCUUGUACAAGCUCAGUAUGCAUUCCAGAACAUAUCCCACAAGUCUUACACCACUGUGAAAUACUUCAGUAAAGUCUUGAGCACGACAAGUGACUGUGUCAUCUUCAUGCUACUGGGGAUCACCCUGGUGAUGUCUAACCACUACUGGCACACGGGGUUUACACUCUGGGUCAUAGUCCUCUGCCUGAUAUUCAGGUUUAUUGUGGUAUACUUUCUGAGCUUUAUUGCCAACCGUUGCAACAGACUCCGUGUCAUAACUCUGGAGGAACAAUUUAUAAUGGCUUAUGGGGGACUGAGAGGAGCCGUCUGCUUUUCUCUGGUGGCCAUGUUGGAAGAAAGUAGUCUGCCACAAACUAGGAACAUGUUUGUAACUGCUACCUUGGCUGUGAUUAUUUUCACAGUUGUAAUACAGGGCAUUACUAUCAAGCCACUUGUCAAUCUCCUACGAAUAACAAGACAAAGUGAUGAGGCAAAGACUCUUCAUGAAGAAAUAAGUAUACAUGUCACAGACCAUGUUUUGGCUGGUAUUGAGGAAAUAGUUGGAACUCACGGAGAAAACUGGUUGAGGGAAAAAAUCAACUACAUAGACAACAAAUACUUCAAGCACUGGCUACAGAGGGUUCCUCACACCAGUGAUGAACAGAUCAUGGAACUUUACCAGAAAAUUGCUUUAAAACAGCACUUUGAAAGUAUUGAAGGAACAGUAGCAGCAAGAAUGGCUGUGGAAGAGGAACUGCAGAAACUAGAGGAGGUUUUGGAGAAUGACGACGACCUGGAUGAAGACUUCAAGGAGAAGAUUGAAAACGAGAUCAUAGAACUGAGGAGAGCCUCCAUGAUGCCUGGCAGUGUGGACAUGUCCUGCUUUAGAAGGAGGAGUACAUUGCAUCCCCCGUUUGAUGACCAUUUGUCAAGUGACAGUGAAGAAGACUUAGAGACAAUGGUGGAAACGCCUGACCUAGUGGCUAACCACCUGGACAGAGAAAAAUUUGGGCAUGAUUAUCCUGAUUAUGAUUAUCCUAGGCGAUCUAGCAUGCCAACCAGCAAGAGACCCCCACUCAGCCCUCUCCUCUCACAAAUGAGACGCCGCUUCAGCACUGCUCUGACUGGAAGGCGUGGGAGCAAUGCUGCAGUCCCCACGACGCCACUGGGGCCAUUACCAACAGCAGAACCCCCACCACCGCCCCCUACAGUCCAAGACUUGCAUAAGAUUUUUAUGAAAAAUCCUGCUCAGAAAAUCCACCAAAAAAGCAACAAAAACAUGGUUCGUGUAGAAAGCUCCGAUUUACUCCACCAACUGCACAGCAAACAGCAAAGAGUUCAGCGCUGUAAUCGAAGCAUGAGCCUGGCUUUCGGAGGUGGCCUUGUCUCACCAACCAGUGCUGACAACUCACCCAGAGACUCCCCAGCAACGCAGCACAGAAAGGCCAUUGAAGCCAUAAGGGGGCGUUACCGUGCUCGAUCGGGUACGAUGGGGAAUAUAGACUUGCCAAAUGGAGGAUUUAGGCGACCUUCCAAUGACACCUUGAACAUGGAUUCCCAUGAAACUGGUACUCGCCAUCGUUCCAGCACUGUUCCAGAGAAGGAGCUCAGGAAUGGUUUUUCACCAAGGAGGGGAGGAAGCCAACAUACAGCACGUCUUGCCAUACCCAGUACUCUUCAGGAAGUGGAGGACGAGGAAGGGAGCAAUUCAGUGGGUUCAAAAGAAGACUUGCAUGUUAGAUUUGCUGGAGAAAGGUCGCGCUCAAGGUCAUCUUCACUGGACAUUGAUGACCGGCGAUCUAGGUCUAGGUCACGUUCUCUUGAUCAGAACGGUUUUGCUGCAGGAGCAAAGGAAUUUGAGACUAUUGACAUAGAAAAGACUGAUCCAAAAGUAGAUGAAAAGGAAAAAAGUAAAAAAGCUACUAUUUUCUUUAUAGAUGAUGAAAAACAGAAUGAUAAAGAUGAUGCUGGUAAUGCUGAUGAAGAUGAAGACACAAGACUGUGAUAAUCUUAUUUCUUUGGAAUUGUUAUUUUCCAAGCUAUUAUUAAAGAAUUGUUUGCCAUGAUUUAAGGACAAAAAAUAUUUUUCCCCUGUUUUUGUAUUUUUUUUUUUAUUUUAAUUGUAUUUAUGUAUUUUAAGUGUUUGUUUCUUUAGGUGGAUAUAUCGUAAGAUAUGAAAAAGUUUGAUACUAUACAAGCAAAAAUGCUCUCCAACUGAUCAAAUUAGAAGUUGGGUUGAAUUCUUCAUUGUGUGGUUUUUUCUCCUUUACCAAUGAAUGUCUUAUGAAUUCCAAGUGAACAGUCCAAAAAUCUUGUCCUUAUUCAUGUAAUAUAAGAUUUUCUGUUAUAACAUGUGACAAGUGGAUGCAGGCUUCAAAACUCAAAAUGAGCAUUUAGUUGAGGUGUGUGUUAGUGUGAUGGAAAAAUGGUGCAUAAUAAAAAGACUGAAAUCCAGAUGGGCUACAAAAUUGUGAUUGGCAAAAUGUGCAUAAUAGAAAUACAGGAAUGGGAUUAUUAUGCUGCUUAGUCCUACAUUUUUGUUUAAUAUUCAACUUUUGCCAACCAUCAUAUGAUGCACACAAUUGUUAUUGUUUGAAUUGUUACUGCUCUUUAUAAAUGAUAUUCGGAUAGAAGGUUAAGGGGGAAAUAUCUUAUCAUAUCAAAACAAGUAUAAGGGUUGAUUAGCCUUAUGUUAGUGAAAUAUGCCAUAUUCAGAAGAUUCAAGUGUAAUUAUUGAUUAGUUAUUUCAAAUGUUGAAAUUUAAGAUUAUGAUAAGACUCAAAAAAAUUCACUCUUGAAGUGUGGUUACUUACACUGUUUCAAAUUAAUGAAAAAAGUGAGGCUUUUAUUGGGCAUCAUUGGUAUCAAAAAUGCAUAUACUGUUUUUUUAUCAUUUUCUCAAUUUUUUCUACAUUAUUUACUAUUCCAUAGUAAGUUUCAUGCUAAAAAUGUCCAACACUUGUGUAUUAAUUUUUUGUGCUUUUGCAUCUAUACAGUAUUAUGUUCUUGUUAUUUCUUUGUAAUAUGUAUUUUCAGAAUUCAAGAGCAAAAAAGAAUCACCUUGAGUGUCCUGAGUCUGUGUUAACUCUCCACCAUUAUUAGCGUGCUUUUGCCAUUUCCAGCAUACAUGUAAUGCAUCAGAAACACAAGAAGCAUGCUGAUAAUCGUGGAGAGUCCUUAGAGACCUAUGAAACCAAGAGUGGGACAAAUAUAUUAGAUAUUAUUUAUUCUGCAUUUAGUUGUUAUUAAAUUAUCAAAUUUCUUAUGAAUAGCUAUAUAACUAUAGUUCACAGCUACAACGGAAAUGUGAUAUUUUAACUAAUUUAUUGAUGAAACAAAUUUAAACUAAUUAUACUCCCCCACUUUAGACAAAGGCCAUACCUCCCCCCUCCCCCAAACAGAACGAAAAAAGGGAAAAUGAAAGCACUUGCCUCAAGUUGUUGACUGCUCUUCAUUUCAGUGACACACACUGUACACUAUUACAUUGACAGGUAAACCAAUAUGGUGUUUCUGCCCCCCGAAAUAUCUCUCUACUGAUAUGUAUGUUGGAAGCUGCUGCACUAGAUUAUGUAUAAUAUGUACACCUCUUCUUAUUCUAACUUCACGUGCAUGUAUCUGUCAAACUGGUGGAUCUAGGAAUUUAAGAAGGAUGAAUGAAAUGUACGCAAAUUUAGGCAUUUUUGGUGUGUCAGUUGGCCUCAGUGUGUAUUUUUACUCUUAUUUUGAGAAGAGGCAAAUGAGUUUGGGAGUAUUCCCCAAAACGAAAGUGAGCAUCCUGGAUCUGCCCCUGUAUCACGUACUUACUCUGAAUCUGUAACUGUUCACGUAUCACCUUUUGUAUAACAUAAUAUAUUUGCAUAUAUAAUGCUAUGCAUAAAUAA
Lingula anatina is the source of this 5750-nucleotide messenger RNA. RefSeq names its product Na(+)/H(+) exchanger beta. NCBI's taxonomy places the organism in Eukaryota, Metazoa, Brachiopoda, Lingulata, Lingulida, Lingulidae. The record is from RefSeq and is a predicted model, not a curated record. Gene Ontology annotation, biological process: sodium ion import across plasma membrane; regulation of intracellular pH; proton transmembrane transport. Gene Ontology annotation, cellular component: plasma membrane. Gene Ontology annotation, molecular function: sodium:proton antiporter activity; potassium:proton antiporter activity.